Molecule: messenger RNA, 1545 nt
Organism: Penicillium canariense
Lineage: Eukaryota; Fungi; Ascomycota; Eurotiomycetes; Eurotiales; Aspergillaceae
Product: misato family protein
Exons: 4
Coding region: 1-1545 (514 amino acids)
Biological process (GO): mitochondrion distribution
Cellular component (GO): cytoplasm
Source: RefSeq, a predicted model, not a curated record
AUGCAUGAAAUCGUCACGCUCCAGCUGGGUCAGCGGGCUAACUAUCUAGCGACCCAUUUCUGGAAUCUCCAGGAAUCUUAUUUCACUUACAGAGAAGGCGAAGAGUCGCUCGUGGACCAUGACGUCCAUUUUCGACCAGGUGUUGGGGCGGAUGGGUCUGAAACGUACACCCCGCGAACCGUCAUUUAUGAUCUGAAAGGAGGUUUUGGAACAUUGCGCAAGCAUAAUGCCCUGUACGAGCUCACCGAAGACUCCACGGCGGGCCAGGGUCUAUGGGAUGGCCAAGAGAUUAUACAAAAACAAGCACCCAUCCAGCAAAGUGAUUAUCAAAAAAGCUUAGAUCAAGGCACAACCGCCCCGCACCUCACGUCUGAAACGGUGCGCUACUGGUCCGACUACAACAGAGUCUUUUAUCACCCACGGUCCAUUGUCCAGCUGAAUGAGUAUGAGCUGAACUCGCAGGUCAUGCCUUUUGAGGAUUGGAAUGUUGGUGAAGACUUGUUCAACGAUCUUGAUAAGGAGCAUGACCUUUUGGAUCGGGACGUCAGGCCAUUUGCCGAGGAGUGUGACCAGUUGCGAGCAUUGCAACUGUUUUCAGGAUCUGAUGAUGCAUGGGGCGGAUUUGCCGCUCGGUAUAUCGACAGGUUGAGAGACGAGUAUGGCAAGAAGAGUAUAUGGUUCUGGGCUAUCGAAGAUGGCACUAGAGUCCAGCGACAUCGUCAGUUGAAGAGGGACACAAACAAGGCGAAGUCGUUAUACUCGAUCUCGCCCCAGUCGAGCCUUUACGUGCCCCUCAUUGAUAUCCCUCAGAAACUCCCGAGCUACCUCAGUGUAGAUCGUCGCUCGGAAUGGCAGACGUCCUCUCUACUGAGCGCUGCUAUGGAGACGGUGACAUUGCCCUCUCGACUGCGACCAUACCAUGACUUUGAGGCGUCUCUCGCAGGGGACGAUGGGAGACACAACAUCUUUGAGCUGCAAUCAACUAUCAACCCGGAAGACAAUGCUGAAAAGGCGCUGUCGUCGGAUGAGGAAGGCUCAUCCAAACUCCAAACUAAGUUUGACAUCGAUUUCACCUACGAUGGCGAAAAUACCAAGACCGCAACUAUCUUCAACCAAGUCCAGGUGAUGCGAGGCUGCGAGCCCAAGCCAUCUGCUCAGUCGCCCAAGGGUGACAUUGGGCACCUUCGCAAACUCCGUCUGUAUCAUUCAGAGCCAAAGCUGCAAAGGUAUGCUGCCCCGUUGACUGAAACAGUCUCAAUGACUACUGACAUCCGAACGCCCUGUCUUAGCUACCACAGCCCACUCCGCCUGCCCAUUCUCGACAGUUUCCCGCACGGUAUGUAUCCCGCAUCCCCGUCUGGGGUGAGCGUGUUGACCGCAUUGACCGCUUCGACCCGGACGGCGGACCGAAUCAAAGCUAUUGAGGGCACCGCGGCACGAAUGCUAUCAGUGGACGAGCGAGAGGCGAUGGUCAAUGGUUUGGGCGAGAUCCGGGAAUGCUAUGAGACGGGUUGGAGCAGUGGGUCCGAAGAUGAUGAUGACUAG